Molecule: messenger RNA, 1924 nt
Organism: Physcomitrium patens
Lineage: Eukaryota; Viridiplantae; Streptophyta; Bryopsida; Funariales; Funariaceae
Source: RefSeq, a predicted model, not a curated record
ACGGUGAUGUGGAUUGUAGACAGUCGGAAAAGAGACGACGGUUCAAAGGAUAAGGCAUCCUGCGUGUCACGCAGGCUUCAUGAAUGCUCGUCAUCUUCCUAGCCUCCUCCCAAGUAGGCGUUUCCGGUUCGUGCCUUUUCCCUCUAACGCACCGAACUGCUCACCACUCGACGCAUCACCAUGUCGCUUGCCAAUCUCGGGACUGCUUGCGGCGCUUUAUCACGCCCACUAAUACUUUUUGACAGUUAGCAAAGGCCGGCACGAAUUGAAGCUGUGGAUACACAGAGUCGAAGAUAUGAUCCACAUGGCUGGUUCUGGGACCACAAGUGAUUGUUUAUUUCUUCUUGAGCGUCCACUUUCAAAAUUCAAGUUAACAAAAUACGCUAAUCUAAGCUACAAGGAAUCAUAAUCUAGGCGUGGCUCUGACAUGUGGGCACCUUGGCGGUGCCGAGGAGUUGGAGAUUGGAGAUUGGAGAUUACUCUUGAUUCUUGUUAUAGACCGCAAAGAUUGGUUUGAACCAGCUUUAUAAUGAGGAAGGGAGAUAUUGCAAAUUGAGGCAUUUGAAAGUAUUAGAGAGUGGACGAAAGACGAUGGUGGCAGUUAACGUAGGAGCUGCGCAUUACUGGCUGGAUCAUCUGUAUGGAGCCAUCAUGCACCGGAUGCGGCUGGCCCCGCCAUUCUUCUCAGGUGGAUGGGGCGGUCGAAAGUUGGAGCUUCUAGAGCAAAUGUCAAGGCAGCUGAUAGCACAGGGACUGGCACAAGUUUCCUUGCAGCAUUGGCCACCUCCUGCAAUCAAUCCAGUGUGGCGAACAGUGUGGGAGUCUAGGAAAGCAAAGCUACAGGAAGGCAUUUUCACCACGCCUUGUGAAGAUAUGCUAAAACAGGUGUUGCCAAUCGAGAGCCAAACUGCCCGUGUGCGACUGCUUAGCCCUCGCCAUGUUCCCAUCCACGAAACAUCCUUUGUGGUACAUUUGGCUGGCACAGGUGAUCACGGGUUUGAUCGACGUUUGCGAUUAGGUGGUCCGUUGCUGGAGAAGAAUAUUGCUACUUUGGUAUUGGAAAGUCCUUACUAUGGGAAACGGCGGCCGCCUUUGCAACGAGGAGCGAGGCUGUUGUGUGUGAGUGACUUGCUGUUGCUGGGAAGAACUACUAUUGAAGAAGCACGUGCUCUUUUGUAUUGGGCGGAGACAGAAGAAGGAUACAAGAAGGUCGGGGUUUGCGGGCUUAGCAUGGGAGGCGUACAUGCUGCUAUGGUGGGAUCACUGCAUAGAUCACCUGUAGCGAUCUUGCCCUUCUUAACCCCCCAUUCUGCAGCUGUAGCUUUUUGCGAGGGUAUACUGCAGUAUGGCACUGCCUGGGAAGUCCUGAUGCGUGAUGAACUGCUCAGUGGCUCUAUGACACGAGAGCAAGUAGUUGAGCGAAUGCGGACUGUUUUAUCUCUUACCGACGUGACACAGUUUCCUGCUCCACAAAAUCCCAAGUCUGUUAUCUUUGUGGCUGCUACGGAUGAUGGAUAUGUGCCGGACCACUCGGUGCUGAAAUUACAGCAGGCUUGGCCAGGGUCAGAAGUUAGGUGGGUAAGAGGUGGCCAUGUCUCCUCCUUCAUUUUCCACAAUAAGACAUUCCAAAAGGCCAUAUUAGAUGGUUUAGAUCGGUUGCCUUGAUUGUUUUUGCUAUGUAGGUGUACUUUAGUCAUUUACAGUCGCAGAUUUGUUCUGGUUUAGGCCGCUCUACAUUAUUCAUUCAGGUUGGUCUAAUAUCUAUAAUGAGGAUUUGAGGCUAUAGUAGAAAAGCGCAUCCUCAUUACAGAAGGUAUUGAAAGGUGGAUGACCAGGUAUCUAUUCUUUCUAUUUUGAACAUUUUUCUCUCACUGAGAUGAGCUUUUGAAUCAGGAGUCCAUCUUUAUGGCCAUCUUCGUCUUCC